AUGAAAGAACAUCUUGAAGAAAAACCUUCAAAGUACACCCCUGAGUUACAACAAAGGUUGUUCACUCCUGUCUUGAACAAAAAAGUUCCACCUAUUCCAUCAAAGGAAGAAAAAACACCAUUUCCUAAACCAAAUUUACUUUCUGCUGUUUUAUUUUGGUGGUUAACACCAUUAUACAAAAUUGGUUAUAAGAGAACUUUAGUCUCGAAUGAUCUUUGGUACUUAAGAGAUGAUAUUGGAGUUGAAAAGACAUAUGCUAUUUUCAAUUCACAUUUGGACAGUGGUAAAUCAAUUAUGAUAUCAUUAUUUUUAACUUUCAAGUAUGAAUAUUCGUUUGCAUUAUUUGCCAAGGUACUUGCUGAUUUGAUCCAGGUUUUACUCCCUUUGUUAACAAAAGCACUUGUCAAUUUUGUUGAACAAAGAAUAUUGAAUGGUGGUAAAGUUAAUAAAGGUAUUGGUUAUGCAAUUGGUUGUGCUGUAUUGGUUUGUAUUGAUGGGAUUUUGGUUAAUCACUCUUUGUAUCAUUCAAUGCUUGUUGGUUCUAAAGUUAAAGCUAUUUUGACAAAGAGUUUAUUAGAAAAAUCUACCAAAACUAGUGAAGAAUCUAGAAAGGAAUUUACAACAAGUAAAGUGACUUCAUUAAUGGGGACUGAUUUAACAAGAUUAGAAUUUGCAAUUGGAUUUUUACCUAUGGGUUUUGCUAUUCCACUACCUGUGAUUAUUGCUAUUGCGUUGGUCAUUAUCAACAUUGGAGUCUCAUCAUUAGCUGGUAUUGGUGUUUUCUUUGUUGCCAUUUUCAUUCUAGCAUUUCUUGGUAAACAAAUGUUCAAACUAAGAGGUGUUGCAAAUGUCUUUACAGAUGAACGGGUUGGGUUAGUGCGUGAAUUGAUUCAGUCUUUAAAAUUUAUUAAAUUUUAUGCUUGGGAAGAUGCUUAUGAAGAGAAAUAUCAAAAUAUAAGAACAAAGGAGAGUUCUGUUGUGUUUAGUAUGCAACGUUAUAGAAACAUUAUGAUGGCGUUUGUUUUAACUCUACCUUCUGUGAUAUCCAUGGUUUCAUUCUUGGUUUUACAUUCUGUUGAUAAUUCAAGAAGUGUUGCAGAUAUUUUUUCUUCUCUUACUUUAUUUGGUGUUUUAAGUCAAGAAAUUAUGAUGUUGCCUAUAAUCAUUGGUGUGGUUACCGAUGGGAAAGUUGCAUUCAAGAGAAUUGGUGAAUAUUUAGCAGUCAAUGAAGAAAACAUUGAAAUCACACCAGACGUUUUAGAUGAUGCUAAUUCAAUUGAAGCUGAAGAUCUCUCACUUCACAAUGUACAGAAUGCAACUUUUGAUAUAAAGUCUGGUGAAUUUGUUGUUGUUGUGGGCAUUGUUGGAUCUGGUAAGUCUUCAUUAUUGAAAGCCCUAAAUGGGAAGUUUACAAGUGGGAAAUUGAGGUAUUCUGGGGAGUCAAUAUUUUGUGAUGAACCUUGGAUUCAAAGUACAACCAUUCGUGAGAAUAUUAUAUUUGGUGAAAAUUUUGAUCAAGUUCGUUAUAAAAAGGUCUUGAAGGCAUGUUCUCUGGAGAGUGAUCUGAAAAAUUUACCAUUUUCUGAUUUAACACAAGUUGGUGAUCGUGGUGUUACACUUUCAGGGGGUCAAAAGGCUAGAAUUAAUCUUGCUCGAGCUCUUUACAAAGAUGUCGAUAUUUAUCUAUUGGAUGAUGUGCUAAGUGCAGUUGAUGCAAAAGUUGGAGAUGCUAUUGUCAAUGAUUGUUUGUUUGGGAUAUUGAAAGAAAAGACAAGAGUAUUAGCCACUCAUCAUUUAUCAUUAGUGCAUCAAGCUGAUAGAAUUAUUUUCCUUGGGGAAACAUUACAAAUUGGUGCUCUAAAAGAUUUUGCAAACAAUAAGGAGUUUCAAACAUUAAUGUCAUUUGGAAAUUCUAAAAAAUUGGAGGAAAAGAAAGAGGUUUUUGAAGUGCAAGAAAGACAAACUGAUAAAGAGUUGAUUAAUGAUGAAGAACAAGCUGUUAAUUCUAUCAAAUAUGUUGUUUAUAAACAAUAUUUAAAAGCUGGAAAUUCUAGGUAUUAUUUAGCAGUCCCAUUGAAUUUAUUGUUGUUAACAUUAAGCGUCUUUACAUUACUCUUUGCUAAUGUUUGGUUAUCAUAUUGGAUUGAACAAAAAUUCCAUCAACCAUCAGGUUUUUAUAUUGGGUUUUAUUUAAUGUUUACAAUUCUUUGUGUUUUAUUUACAGGUUGUCAAUUUGUUAUGGUUGCUUAUUUAUCAAUUACAGCUGCUAAAAGAUUAAACAUUGGUGCUUUUACAAGAGUUUUACAUGCACCUAUGAGUUUGAUUGAUAGUACACCAGUUGGUAGAAUCUUGAACAGGUUUACAAAAGAUACUGAAACUUUAGAUAAUCAAAUUGGUGAACAGUUGAGAUUAUUUUUAUACAUUUCUGCUCUUUUGAUUGGAUAUAUGGUUUUAUGUGUUGUUUAUAUGCCAUGGUUUGCCAUUGCUAUCCCAUUUGUUGUGGUUAUUUGUAUUGGGUUGGUUAAUUAUUACCAAGCAUCUGCAAGAGAAAUUAAAAGAAUUGAGGCUGUUAAAAGGUCAUUUGUUUAUAAUAAUUUCAAUGAAACUCUUGGUGGGUUGAAUACAAUUAAAUCAUUUGGUAAGGUCAAGGAUUUCUUAAGGAAGAAUGAUGUUUUUUUGAAUGAAAUGAAUGAAGCUGGGUUUUUAGUGAUUGCAAAUCAAAGAUUUAUAUCAAUAAUGUUGACAUUAGUUGCUUGUUUUCUUUGUUUGAUUAUUUUAUUAUUAAUUGUUAACCAAAGUUUCCAUAUAAGUGCUGAAGGUGCAGGAUUGGUUACAAAUUAUAUUCUUCAAUUGGUGUUAUUAUUGUCUUUGUUAUUACGGUCUUUUACGGAUCUUGAGAAUGAAAUGAAUUCAGUGGAAAGAGUUUGUCAUUAUGCAAAUGAGAUUGAACAGGAGGCUAGAUACAAGACAGAGGACUUUCAAUUCCAAAAUGGGGACUUGAAAUUUCAAAAUGUUUGUUUUAGAUAUAGGGAGAAUUUACCACUAGUUUUGCAAAAUAUAAAUUUGGAUAUUCAUUCUGGAGAAAAAAUUGGUAUUGUCGGGAGAACUGGUGGUGGGAAAAGUACUAUUGGGAAUGCUUUAUUUAGAAUUGGAGAAUAUUCAGGUUUGAUUGAGAUUAAUGGUGUUGAUAUUUCCAAGAUUGGGUUAUUUAAUUUAAGAUCACAAUUAACCAUUAUCCCACAAGAUCCUGUUUUGUUUAAAGGUGAUAUUAAAAGUAAUAUUGAUCCAUUCAAUCAAUUUGGUGAAGAUGAAAUUAAUCAAGCAUUAGGGAAAACUGGAUUGAAACUAUCAUCAAAUGAAAAAGUUGAAGAAGGUGGUUUAAAUUUUUCACUUGGUGAACGUCAAUUGCUUGCAUUAGCUAGAGCCUUGGUUAGAAAUUCCAAAGUUUUAUAUCUUGAUGAGGCAACUUCAAGUAUUGAUUUUGAAACUGAUUCAAAAGUGCAAAAAAUUAUAAAUGAGGAAUUUACAGAUUGUACAGUUUUAUGUGUUGCUCAUAGACUUCAUACAAUUUUAAAAUAUGAUCGUAUUAUAGUUUUAGAUGGUGGUGAAAUUGUGGAAAUUGGUGAACCUAAAUUCUUAUAUCAACAAAAUGGUUUAUUUAAAGAAAUGUGUGAAAAGUCAUCUAUAGAUUUAUUUAUUUAA
Molecule: messenger RNA, 3702 nt
Organism: Hansenula anomala
Lineage: Eukaryota; Fungi; Ascomycota; Saccharomycetes; Phaffomycetales; Wickerhamomycetaceae
Exons: 1
Coding region: 1-3702 (1233 amino acids)
Biological process (GO): transmembrane transport
Cellular component (GO): plasma membrane
Molecular function (GO): ABC-type xenobiotic transporter activity; ATP binding; ATP hydrolysis activity
Source: RefSeq, a predicted model, not a curated record